Messenger RNA from Postia placenta MAD-698-R-SB12, 1848 nucleotides. RefSeq lists its product as hypothetical. The transcript is spliced from 7 exons. The coding region runs from base 1 to 1848 and encodes 615 amino acids. Lineage: Eukaryota; Fungi; Basidiomycota; Agaricomycetes; Polyporales; Adustoporiaceae. The record is from RefSeq and is a predicted model, not a curated record. Gene Ontology annotation, molecular function: ATP hydrolysis activity.
AUGUCUUGUCUUCCUGUCUUCAGAAGGCAUAAUCGUGAAGAAAUCGUCGAUGACAUACUACACGGCACACUCGUACUACUCGAGACCGCCGGGGACGGCUUAUCGUAUGCUCCAAUUCAAGGUUUAGACACCGCUGCGUCUGCGCUUUCCUCUAUAGUAAAGAUGAUCAUCAAAACUCGAGAUAAUGACCAGACGGCGGUGGAGUGUGCUGAGGCUGUGAACGAGCUCGCUGCGCUAAUCAAGGAGACAAUGCAGAAGACUGAUUCAGAAGUCAAGAGUGUUCAGAAGCUAGAUGAACUGAAAGACAAGGCAGGAAAAUUGAAAGAGCCGUCGCCUUUCCUCCGAUGUCUCCGCAGCGAGCAGAACGCAAAAAUAUUAGAUAGUAUCAAGGAAGGCAUCACGAAUGCACGUUCUAACUUUACUGUACAAGGGAUUGUGAUGGUUGAACUGUUGCAGAUCCAGAUGGUGGGAAAGAUCGAAGACGUAGGCGAAGCGGUACAGCGUAUGGAACAAGCUCAACGCUUUAGUCAGGAGGAAGAGCUGCUCGCUAGACGACUACCUCACCGCAAUGAGGCGGAAUAUCGUUCUGCCAUCAAUUCGACUAAGAACGGCUACUUACAGGGUACACGAGUCGAACUCCUUGGGGAUCUCGAGGCAUGGGCAAAGGCUGAGAACAAUGUCUCUCAUCCGCCCAUCUUUGUCCUUACCGGCGCAGCUGGAACUGGGAAGUCAACCGUUGCAUAUGAACUGGCCAGGCGACUCGAAGCCAACAGCAAUCUAGGGGCUUCGUUCUUCUUUGUACGAGGCGACGCGGAUUUAAGCACCACCAAAUUUGUCUUUCCAUCCAUUGCAUAUCAGCUUGCGCGAUCACACCCGACUCUGCGCUCCUUCAUUCUCGAUGCAUGCCGAGAGCACCUAGCUCAUGGCGAAACGCAAGACAUCGAUUUUCAGCUCAAUGAGCUGAUCAUUGAACCCCUCAAGAGGAUUUCAGCUGACCACGCUCCUAUCACCAUUAUCCUCGAUGCGCUCGACGAAUGCACGGAGCUAGCACUGGAACGAAUACCUCGGAUGUUAUACAUCCUCAUGCAACGCUCACGCAAUAUACCCUUUCCUCUGCGCAUUCUCAUCACUACCCGUCCGGAGCUCCAGUUUGAGGACGCAUUCAUGUCUGUGAAAUCUGAUGGUGUCACCAAAAUGCUGAGGCUGCAAGAUAUCCCCCGCGCCGUCGUUGAUCAUGACAUCAAGCUGUACCUCGACACCAAUCUCACACAUUUACGUGAAUUUGGCCAGGCACUCCCUGCGGCCGCUCAAUCCAAGUUCAUCGAUGAAUUGACGCGACGAGCAGAUGGACUCUUCAUCUACGCUACGACUGUGAUCCGCAUACUCAGAGGAGACCCGAAUCACCUGCUCGAGAACAUGGAUAGCCUAUUGGUUGACACCGCUGGCGCUGCGGAGGAUCAACCUGAUCUCAGUGAGCUCGACAGGCUAUACCUCGUUGCCUUAAAACAUGCCUUCCCAAUUCGCUCUCUGGGCUUCCCUAAAACAGUGAAAGCAGCGCUCAGAGAUGUUUUCGGCGUGCUCGCAUUGCUUCAGGAUCAUGUUUCGGCACUGACUAUCCAGUCCUUACUCAAUAUCCCUGUAGCCGACACACAGUCUAUAUUGCACCGCGCUGGAGCAGUCAUUUUCUCUGAUCCAGAGGACAAAAACGCGCCAAUCCGUCCACUACACGCAAGUUUUCCACAGUUUCUCAUCGACCCCGAUCGCUGUACCGACGGAGACUUCUGCGUUAGCCCUUCUGCCCAACACGGCCUACACUCCAACAUGACGUCUUGCGGCUGGACGACAUAA